Messenger RNA from Menidia menidia (Atlantic silverside), 960 nucleotides. NCBI's taxonomy places the organism in Eukaryota, Metazoa, Chordata, Actinopteri, Atheriniformes, Atherinopsidae. The record is from the annotation of a GenBank genome assembly.
AUGUUUCACAACAGCUCGCAAAGGAAACACUGGAUCUUUAGAAAUGAACAUGAACUUGAGCAGAUGAGAUGCAGAGCUAACGAGAAAUUUCGCAACAGAGCGCUGCAAAGCGGGAAGCCUGGUGUGAGUGAGUCCGCUUUCUUGGAGCGUCAUGAGGAAGACGUUAUAUUUCGACAUUAUGAGAGAAGACUGCUGGACUUCUGCAACGCUUUUAAACCAGCAAUGCCCAAGUCCGUUGUGUGUGCAGCCAUCAUGUACUUCAGAAGAUUUUAUCUGAACAACUCCAUUAUGGAAUACCACCCUAGGAUCAUCAUGCUGACGUGUGCAUAUCUUUCCUGCAAAGUGGAUGAGUUCAAUGUGUCCAGCACCCAGUUUGUGGGGAAUCUUCUGCAGGAGACUCCGGCGGGGCAGGAGAAAGUUCUGGAGCAAAUACUGGAGUAUGAGCUGCUGCUAAUCCAGCAGCUCAAUUUCCACCUGGUGGUCCACAGUCCCUACAGACCCAUGGAAGGCCUGCUCAUAGACCUCAAGACGCGAUAUCCCACACUGGAGAAUCCAGAAUCACUGAGGAAGAGCACUGAUGACUUCUUAACCCAGGCAUCCCUGACAGAUGCAGGACUUCUAUUUUCCCCCUCCCAGAUUGCUCUGACUGCUAUUCUGAACAGUGCCUCUAGAGCUGGUCUCAGCAUGGAGAGCUACCUGACUGAAUGCAUGGGACUGAAAGAAGACAAAGAGACUCUCUCGAAGAUGUACGACUUGAUGCGACGAAUGAAAACUCUCCUAAAAAAGUAUGAACUUCCUAAACUGGAUGAGGUGAACGUGUACAAACAAAAGUUGGAGAGGAUUCAUGCUCAAUAUAACAGCUCAAGCAACAAACGAAAGAGGGGAUAUGAAGAGGAUGGACAUGUAGCAAAAGAGCCACGUGUGGUCGAGGAGGAAUGGACUGAUGAAGACCUCUUAUGA